Messenger RNA from Cladocopium goreaui, 1917 nucleotides. Lineage: Eukaryota; Dinophyceae; Suessiales; Symbiodiniaceae. The record is from the annotation of a GenBank genome assembly.
AUGUCCUGCUGUUGUUUUGACUUUCUGUCUCCAGCUGAGGAGGUGGACGUGGUGGUGGUGGGUGCCGGUUUGGCCGGCCUGGCCUGUGCCCUGCGUUUGCACGAUGAGAAUCCCAAGCUGCGCUGUGUGGUGCUGGAAGCCCGGCAACUGGUGGGCGGACGCGCCUCGCGAGGUGGAGCUGAUUGGGUGCAUGGGCAGCAUGUGGCCACCUGGCGAUAUCUGAAGCGCUUCAACCUUCAGACUGAUGGCUCCCAAAAUGGCUGGGACAACUAUGUCCCUGGAGGGCCUGAAUGCUGGAUCUAUGUUGAUGGCAAACUGCGGGGACCUGAAGAAGUUUCUGCAGAGCCCAACCGGUUGUUCUUUGGGAAGUUCGAGGAACUCAUUGAGAAGUGGAUCCAAGAAGGACGGGAAGAUGUUCGCAUGUCCACUUUGGCCGAGGAUGCCUUUGACCGUCCACCUACCGCAGACGAGCGUCGCUUGAUGGAGGGGAUGAUGGCCGAAUGGCAUGCCGCUGAUUUGGCGGAUGUGGGUGUCUAUGAGGACGAUCUGUAUAGCGAACGGAUUCGGCAGUUGGCCGUAUCCCGACCCGAAAUUUUGAGCGAGGAUGGCGAUGAGGGGCACUGGCGCAUCUUGGGGGGACAUCAGGGGCUGGCCGAAAAGAUGGCUCAACCGUUAGAUCUUCGCCUCGGCAGUCGGGUCGCCGCCAUCCGCUGGUCCAGCUCCGGUGUCCGGGUGAAGCUGGCGACGGGCGCGGAGCUUCGAGGCCGCUGCGCUGUGGUCACGGUGCCACUGGCGUGUUUGGAGGACCUGCAGUUCCACCCAGCGCUGCCGGAGAGGAAGCAGCUGGCCAUCAAACGGCUGGGUAGGGGCAUCACCACCACGGUCUACUUCCAUUUCCGCGAACGUUUUUGGCCGGAGAAGAUGGCCUUUCUGUUUCACAGCUUGUCCUCGCAGGCUUUUUGGCCUGGGCGGAACAGGACGGUUCUGACUGCCUACUUUGGAGGUCAAACAGCCAACGCGCAGCUCCUCCAGUUGGACGAUGCUCAGCUUUCGCAGGAGAUCCUCCGGCAGAUGGCGGAGAUUUUUUCGAAGCCACUGGCGGAGCUGCAGCAACUGCUGGUGAAGAGCGAUGUGCGACGCUGGGAUAACGAUCCCUUUGCCAAGAUGGCUUACUCCUACUGCCCCGUUGGCACGGCCCCUUUACGCGCCGAGCUGGCUGCGAGUUGUGGUGACAGGCAUCAGUUGCUGUUUGCUGGCGAGGCUACACACCCCACCAAGGCCAGUUUCGCCCAUGGGGCGCUGGAGGAAGGCGAGAGGGCGGCGAUGGAGGUGCUUUUGGAGGCGUCCCGCAUUGCGAUGGUCAAAGCGGCUCAGACAUGCACCCUGACACGCAGCCGCAUCAAUAGUGCUGACGCCAGCACCGUGGCUGAAGGCGAUGACAACGAGAGCGUCGGGCCGAAAGGCGGUGAGGUUGGCACUGAUGGAAACUCCCGGCCGUUGCCGUUGCCCAUGACCUUGACGGGUGAGCCAUGCAAUGUGGAGGAGCUUCGAGAAUCGGCUCACCAGAUCGCUGCUUUGGCACCGGUGCGCCCUGACAAUGGCUGGGUAUGUGCCAUUUGCCUGGGAGGCAGCAAUGAGCCUCAGGGGGACUUGGAGGUCAAAGGUUGCCUUGCUUGGCGAAAACUCCCGUGCGGACACGUCUUUCAUAAGAGCUGCGUCCUGCCCUGGAUUCGUGUGGGCAAGCCUUGCCCCUUGGGUCGCUGCUCUGUCCCGGCAGCGGCACGGGCGGGGAAGCGGGAGAUGCGCUUCCUGCAGUCCAAGAGCGCCUGGCAACUCCUCCCUGACGAUGUCGUGGCGCGAGAUCUCUUGGCGUGUGGGCAAGAAGCACCACUUCGCCCCAGGGUGGUCCAGGCAUGA